This is a messenger RNA of Capsicum annuum, 1862 nucleotides long. RefSeq names its product DNA-binding protein HEXBP. Gene Ontology annotation, molecular function: zinc ion binding; nucleic acid binding. The coding region runs from base 961 to 1617 and encodes 218 amino acids. The record is from RefSeq and is a predicted model, not a curated record. Lineage: Eukaryota; Viridiplantae; Streptophyta; Magnoliopsida; Solanales; Solanaceae. The transcript is spliced from 4 exons.
UUCCUUCGCCUGGCGCUCGCCUUAUCCAUUAUUCCUUAGUACUUUCUUUCUCGUGCCCUCGCUCUAUUUCUCUCUCUCUCAGCAUCCCAAAAUCUAACCCUAAUUGCCAGAUCUACCACGCUGUUUCAGGGAGGAGGCAGCAGCUGGGUGGUGGUGUAGUCAUAUUUUUGCUGGUCGUUUGGUGGUUUAUUUGUGGUAGUUUUGAAUAUGAAAUCUGCCAGCAGAAGCCGAAGCAGGAGCAGGAGCCGAAGCAGAAGCAGGAGCCCAAUGGAUCGCAAAAUCCGUACACAACGGUUCUCCUACCGUGAUGCACCAUAUAGGCGGGAGCCACGUCGGGGUUUCAGGUUCUCUGGUUUUAGUCAUUUGCCUGUUUAGCAAUUCUCAUUCUAGCACCUGUUGGCUGGAAGCAAAGAUAUCUGGAUCUGUUUGACUUGGAAUGGAGGCUAAUUACUAUAUUGCAUGGAUGGGUGUUUCAAUAUUCAUGUUUGGAUUGUAGAAAUGAAUUUACACUUCUGUUCAAAGAUGUUUUCCUGUGAUUGCACUGCUACCUUAUCCUAAAAAAGGGGAAGGGGGUAAUGUUGUUCCAUAAUUGUUACUUAAUUGGUGUACACUUGAUGUGGCUGUUUGGGAAGCUGAUUUGGCAGUCUAAUUUAGACUUCCUAAGACCCAGAUGUUCAAGUGUGAAGUUGGAACAAUCAGUAUCCCUCGACUGAUUAGUGCUUUUUUGUAAUUAUUCCUGACCGAUUGUGACCAUUUUUUUACCUUGUUUAUACAUUUAAUCAGCUAAAGUGGAUUUUGUUCAAUAAUGGGGUUUCUCAUUUAAAAAUAGUAUGUACUUUUAUAGUACUAAUUACUUCAUUUAGGGAUCUUAUGUAGCCAGAGUCCAAAAGAAAUUUAGCCUGCUGACCUUAUACCUCAAAUUUCGUUUGCAUAUGCUCCUCCUAAGAGUUCAAAAGAAACAUGGAUACAAACAGUCAGAGUCAGAACAGUCUCUGCAAGAACUGUAAGCGGCCUGGCCAUUUUGCUCGGGAAUGCCCUAAUGUUGCCAUAUGUCACAAUUGUGGUCUCCCAGGGCAUAUUGCCUCAGAGUGUACCACAAAAUCUCUUUGUUGGAAUUGCCGAGAACCAGGCCAUAUGGCUGGAAACUGUCCAAAUGAAGGAAUCUGCCACACCUGUGGAAAGGCAGGGCAUCGUGCUAGAGACUGCACAGCUCCUCCACUUCCUCCUGGUGACCUGAAGCUGUGCAAUAACUGCUUCAAGCAAGGCCACAUUGCAGUCGACUGCACCAAUGACAAGGCGUGCAAAAACUGUAGGAAAACUGGUCACCUGGCACGUGAUUGUCAGAAUGAUCCCGUGUGCAAUUUAUGCAAUAUAUCAGGUCAUCUAGCUAGAGAGUGCCCCAAGGCCAGUGCUCUUGAUGAGAGGGGUGGUGGAUUUCGUCCUAUGGGUGGAGGUGGAGGAUAUCGGGACAUUGUAUGUCGAAACUGCCAGCAAGUAGGCCAUGUGAGCCGAGAUUGCAUGGCAUUGAUGAUCUGUCACAACUGCGGGGGAAGAGGACACCAAGCAUAUGAGUGCCCCUCUGGAAGGUUUAUGGACCGUUUUCCCAGGAGGUACUGACAGAUGAAAGCUAUGCCAUAUCAAUAGGGUGACUAUUGAUGACAUCCUGUUCUGUUACCUCCUUGAAUUGGAAUUGACAUUUUUUUUCUAGAAAAUAUCUUAUUUUGGAUUUGGUGGCUUUAAUGUGCGUCUUUACAUCUUUUGAACGGAUAUGAUGAGACUAAUAUUAUGAACAUGGAUUAGUGUGACCAUUGUGAGGUAUUUGCAUUUUAUUUGGUGAUUCUGCUAGCUGAUUUGAAGGUUGA